CACCCCAUUUUUAUACGCCACUCCCUCUAAUUUUUUUCCAACUCCUAAAAGCUAAAACAAACAACAUACUUCUAUUUACAUAUUUAUACACAAAUCUUUUAAUUAAUUUCUCAACCCAACAAAAUUAAAGUUCAAGGUGCCACAAAUUUCCCCUCUAUUUUUUCCUCUGCAAUUUUCUCUCACCAUUAAAACAGAGCAAAAAACAGAGGAGAGAGAAAAGUAGAUGGUGAGAGAGGUAGAGGAAGAAAGACGGGGUGAUAAUAAGGGAAUGCGAUUGGGUAAAUACGAACUUGGUCGACUUUUAGGUGAAGGGAAUUUUGGCAAGGUUAAAUUUGCUAAGAAUAUUGAAACUGGAAAUUCUUUUGCUGUUAAAAUUUUGGAGAAGAAGAAGAUUCUUAAUCUCAAAAUUACAGAUCAGAUUAAAAGAGAAAUUGCUACUUUGAAGCUUCUGAGACAUCCUAAUAUUGUCAGAUUAUACGAGGUCUUGGCAAGCAAAACAAAGAUAUAUAUGGUCCUAGAGUAUGUGCAUGGUGGAGAACUGUUUGAUAAAAUUGCAUCACGAGGAAAACUCCCAGAAAAGGAAGGACGAAGGCUCUUUCAACAACUUAUUGAUGGUGUUAGUUAUUGUCAUGACAGGGGUGUCUUUCACCGAGACCUCAAGCUAGAGAACAUCCUCAUAGACGGAAAAGGAAACCUAAAAGUAUCGGACUUUGGCCUUAGUGCAUUACCACAACACUUCGGGAGUGAUGGCUUGCUACAUACAACCUGUGGGAGCCCAAAUUACGUUGCUCCUGAAAUUCUCGCUAAUAGAGGAUAUAGUGGUGCUACAGCGGAUGUUUGGUCUUGUGGUGUCAUCCUCUAUGUCAUUCUCACAGGCUAUCUUCCUUUUGAUGACAGGAAUCUCGCUGUCCUUUAUCAAAAGAUCACAAGAGGAGAUGUUCAGAUACCAAAAUGGCUCUCUUCUGGAGCACAAAAGAUGAUAAAGAGGAUUCUUGACCCGAACCCUGUCACCCGAAUAACAUUGGCUGAGAUCAAAGCAGAUCAAUGGUUUAAGCAAGGCUAUGUUCCUUCAAAUCCCGAAGAAGAAGAAGAUGAUGUAUAUGUAGAUGAGGAAGCCUUCUCGAUGAAUGUUGAUUCUGAUGGAGAGAAAAGUCCUGGCCUUCCUAAACACAUCAAUGCGUUUCAGCUAAUUGGAAUGUCAUCAUUCCUUGACCUUUCAGGAUUUUUUGAGAAAGAGGAUGUCUUCGAAAGGAAGAUCAGAUUCACUUCCAAUCUUUCGCACAUAGAGUUGCUUGAGAGAAUUGAGGAUAUCGUAACAGGAAUGGGAUACUCAGUUCAGAAAAAAAAUAGGAGGCUAAAAGUGGUGCAAGGAAAAAGUGAUCACAGAGGUCCAGGAAGCCUUUCAAUUACAGCAGAAGUUUUUGAGAUUAGUCCUUCGCUAUUUGUCGUUGAAUUGAGAAAAACUUGUGGAGAUUCUUUAAUUUAUCGGCAGUUAUGUAAUAAAUUAUCAAACGACCUCGGUGCAUCAAGAAGCCAAGAGUUGUUAAGUGCAGCCAUAUUGAGUGCAGAAACUGUACCAGAGGUUUGCUAGACAACAUAGAUAGAUGCAUCUUUAGUGCCAUUUUCCGAAAAGAGCUAGAGGAGUCCUCUUAGUUUCAAUAUUUCAGUAAAUUGUAAUUAUGUAGCAUGAAUUGUUUUUUUUUUUUUUAUACUUUGGACUAUAUAUUCCUUGCAAAAAGAGAAAAAAAAAAAAAAAAGAAAAAAAAAGAAAUUCAAUGAAAAUUAGCUUCGAUUAUUAUAUGAAGCUGUACAUACUA
Molecule: messenger RNA, 1817 nt
Organism: Chenopodium quinoa (quinoa)
Lineage: Eukaryota; Viridiplantae; Streptophyta; Magnoliopsida; Caryophyllales; Amaranthaceae
Product: CBL-interacting serine/threonine-protein kinase 1-like
Exons: 12
Coding region: 224-1591 (455 amino acids)
Biological process (GO): protein phosphorylation; signal transduction
Molecular function (GO): protein kinase activity; ATP binding
Source: RefSeq, a predicted model, not a curated record